This is a messenger RNA of Phytophthora sojae, 535 nucleotides long. RefSeq lists its product as hypothetical. Lineage: Eukaryota; Oomycota; Peronosporomycetes; Peronosporales; Peronosporaceae. The coding region runs from base 15 to 332 and encodes 105 amino acids. The transcript has a single exon. Gene Ontology annotation, molecular function: zinc ion binding; DNA binding. The record is from RefSeq and is a predicted model, not a curated record.
UGAGCCCGAGCGCCAUGGAGUCGCCCUGGACCAAGGACGGCACGUACAUCAUCGAGGCCACGCGCAAGGCGCACGCCUGCUGCAAGUCGUGCGACGCCACCAUCGAGGCCGGGCGCCUGCGCGUGGGCGUGGUCUAUCAGCACCGCAACGGCUUCGUGUGCAUCAACUGGCACCACGUCGAGUGCUACAAGGCUGUGCGCCAGAUCCCGCUCAAGUGCCUCGAGGGUUACAGCGACCUGGACCCGCAGCAGCAGAAGCUGGUCGAGAGCUGCCACCUCGUCGACCUCCACGAGCCGCACUUCCUGCCCGAGGCCCGCACUUGCUCGGCCUAAUGUUGCGGCGGCUGAAGCAGCCUCGGUGGCGCUGGCGACUGACCGACCGCCCUCUGUAUUGUUCGUCCCCCACCUCGCGAGUUUUUGACGUGACGGCGUUGGCCCCCGGAUCCUGCGUGGCAAGCCGAGCUACAUGUGCACUGUAGUAGACCGCGCACCUAUUUAAGUAUCAAUAUGAACCACCCCACCACUGUCCAUCCAAA